AGGUCUGCGAAGAGGAAGCGUCCUACACACAGCUCGGCGGUAAUUCGGCAUGUUGGGAAGCGGCAGCGCAAUGUGUCACUCCAGGACGCUCCGCCGGCUCGGGAAGAGUUGGAGUGCGGUGAUGUUUCGCUGGAAAUAAAAGGAGGCCUGAGCUUAGCUUGUUGUGACUGGGUGGAAUGCCCUGUGUGUGGGAAGCAAAUACGCGGGAAUGAACUUCUCGUCAACUGCCAUCUUGAUACUUGCCUGCAAAGUGGGAAGAAAAGAAGCACAGUGUCCAGCAUACACUCUUUCACUUCAACUUGUCGAAAAAGAUAGAGUACGAGGAAAGCGGAAACUGCGUACUAGAAAUCCAGCAGUCUCCUCCGCUCGAGACUGGGGUCGACUGUAACACGGCGGCAGGGUCUCCAAAACCGGAAGUUUCUUCUACUCUUGAAUGCUUUGAGGAGCCCGACGUGGCCAACAGCGUCCUUCCGGCAGAGCUCAACAGUGAAACUAGAGAUCUUUACAAUGGCUGCCUGGAGGCAAGCAUUGCUGGCCGCAAGUACCACAGAGACGUCGAGUGCCAAGCUGGGAUGCGAGUUCACCUGGUAAGGGAACCAGAAAAUCCCAUGGAUACAUACGCUGUGAAGGUGCUUACGGCGGAUGGGCUUUCUCUGGGACAUAUUCCAAAAGAGCUUUCGCGUUAUUUGUCUCCUCUCAUGGACAAAGGCGUGGUAGACGUUCAGGGAUAUGUCUCCGAGAGUACAUCGGAAGCUGCACGCCUCAAGCUUGAUUUGCGUGAGAUCCAGAGUCGGACUAUUGGAAGUCUCUCAGAAGAAAAAGUGCUGGCUGUCAAAUGGAGCCGUCUGAUGGAUGCAGCUGACAAGGGACAAGACCACGGCUGUCGAUACCAACAGAAUUUUCUCUACAUUCUCCAAGUGGUAUUGGAACGGGAUCUCCAUCUCUUUACUCCAGACGAGAUCGAACUUCUCGAGGCAUUUCGUUCAAUCUCGUCUGAUGGACAGCGCCUUUUUGUAAGAUUGGCUCAACGAAAGGGGCCAUGGUUCCGUCUUCAGAACAUCUUCUAUGAAGAUAUUGGUGACACAAAUUCUGCAGUCCAUGAGUUAGUCGAGAGACGCUACUUAGUUUUCGACGCGGACGUCAAUUCGUCUGAGUUGCUUGAACAUCUGACUGUACAAGAGCUCAAAGAUUUGGCAGUGAACAGCAAAAUCAUGAUCAAAAGUGCUACGCUAAGUUUGAAAAAGCUUCAGAUGCAUUGAUUUCGCUGCAUUUGUAAGUAGCAAGUGAUCAUUGGUUUUUUAUACAAGCGUGAAAUACUUGGCGGCAGUAAUCUAACGGCUUUAAUUCGUGAAGCAACCGGGCCAUGCAUUCGAAUAGCCGAAACAGUUGACGUUCUACUUUGGCGUUUACAGAGGCUGUUCUUUCUAAACGGUGAGCAGGAGUUCCAUGUUUUUCUUCUUGUGGAUAUUGGAAGGAUCAAGCAUCCAAGCUAUAGGUGCGCUAGAACAAUGCCAGUCUUCGCUUCUCGAGAGGACUUUCUGGCGUAUGAGCAGGCAUUGCAAUUGGCUCAGGUGGUUGACAUGUCCCUGGAGGCUGGUAAUUCUGAGGCUCUAAACUCCUCUUUUCGAAAAGCAAGGACUACUCUCGAAUUGAUCAAUGCACACACCGAGAGCAAGCAUCCAUUUUUAGCACGAUUUUCGGCUGCAUGGGUGUAUGCAACAAUCUGUACUGUGGCUGCAUCGUUUCUGGAGAAAGAACGCAGAUACGCUGAAGCUGUAAACCUCUUCAAGCAGCUCCUUAGCAUGCAGUAUUGUCCUGGACGGAGAGGAUACUGGACUCUCCGGCUAUCUAUUGACUUGGAGCACUUACAGCGUUUAGAAGAGAGCCUGCUCGUUGCAGAAAACGGAUUAAGCGAUUUCAACGUCCGAGGAGGGGAUCGUAUCGCUUUGCAACGGAGGGUUCUCCGACUAGGAAAACCUCCUAGAAGGUGGAAAGUACCUCCAUAUGCAGCGCUUUUAAAGAAAAAACACAAGGUGGUACGUACUGUGUCACAGCAGCGGAGAGACGCGCACACGAGGAGGAAGAACUGUAUAUAUAUAACUGUAUAUGAUUGUGUACAUAUACAUAAAGCUACUGCCACGUGGGCAUAACAACUGCCA
Molecule: messenger RNA, 2159 nt
Organism: Selaginella moellendorffii
Lineage: Eukaryota; Viridiplantae; Streptophyta; Lycopodiopsida; Selaginellales; Selaginellaceae
Product: fanconi-associated nuclease 1 homolog
Exons: 11
Coding region: 573-1259 (228 amino acids)
Biological process (GO): interstrand cross-link repair
Cellular component (GO): nucleus
Molecular function (GO): flap-structured DNA binding; 5'-3' exonuclease activity; 5'-flap endonuclease activity
Source: RefSeq, a predicted model, not a curated record